CGGUUAGUCCCGCCUUCCAGCUCUCCUGGCUGUCUGGCGGUAGCCAUGACCGCGCGCGGUACUCCAAGCCGCUUUCUGACCAGCGUCCUCCAUAAUGGGCUAGGUCGCUACGUGCAGCAGCUGCAGCGUCUCAGCCUCACCCUCAGUCGGGAUGCGCCCUCGUCUCGCGGCGCCAGGGAGUUCGUGGAACGCGAAGUGACGGACUUCGCCCGACGGAACCCAGGAGUCGUAAUAUACUUGAACCCUCGCCCGUGCGCUGUGCCAAGAAUAGUGGCCGAAUACCUUAACGGGGCUGUGCGCGAGGAAAACAUCAACAGCAAGUCGGUGGAGGAGAUCACGUCGCUGGUGCAGAAGCUGGCAGACCAGUCCGGCUUGGAUGUGAUCCGCAUCCGCAAGCCCUUCCACACGGAUAACCCUAGCAUCCAGGGCCAGUGGCACCCCUUCACCAACAAACGGACUGCCUUCCACGGGCUGCGGCCCAGAGAACUCCAGGAUUCUGCUCCAGCUUCAAUAUGAGCACAGUAAAGAACCAGGCUUUGGACAGGCCGAGUAGGUGGAGCCUACCAGCGGGGGAGUGUCCUGGAAUAAAGAAGAGUUCCAUUGCCCACGUCUACCCAGGUUUAGUGACCUUGGGGAUACCCUAAUUCUGAUUCAUGUGGCCUCCUUGCAAACUGAGAUGUGAGAAGUGUACAACACUUCAGGACCUUGUUUUCUGAAAUAUAAUGAUUUCAAAACACAGUGAAGGGUCUGAAGGCUGUCUUCUGAAGGACAUGGGAUGUCCUGUUGCUCUUACUAUAGUAUGGCAUUGGGCAAAGCACCUCAUAUCCGUGUUUGUGUGCAGUUUGGGAAACCGAAGUCGAGCCUGGCAUUGGUGGUGCGUGCCAACAUUUGGUUGGCAGAGGCAGGUAAAUCUCUUAAGUUCAAGGCCAGCUUGGUCUACAGAGUGAGUUCCAGGACAACCAGGGCUACACAGAAAAACCCUGUCUCAAGAAAAAGAAAGGAAACCAAAGUCAUUUGUUGUUGUAAAAACAUAAAAAAUAAAAAAAAAAAGUAUGGCUGUCUUUUACCUCACUUGGUCCAAAAAACCCUGUCUCAAAGAAGAAAAAGAAAGAAAGGAAGCCGAAGUCAUUAAACUCACCUAAGACCAUAU
Messenger RNA from Rattus rattus (black rat), 1150 nucleotides. It is a transcript of the gene Mrpl43, whose product is annotated as mitochondrial ribosomal protein L43. The transcript has 4 exons. Lineage: Eukaryota; Metazoa; Chordata; Mammalia; Rodentia; Muridae. Bases 46 to 516 code for a protein of 156 amino acids. Gene Ontology annotation, cellular component: mitochondrial large ribosomal subunit. Gene Ontology annotation, molecular function: structural constituent of ribosome. The record is from RefSeq and is a predicted model, not a curated record. Gene Ontology annotation, biological process: mitochondrial translation.